Cuscuta campestris is the source of this 2936-nucleotide messenger RNA. The record is from the annotation of a GenBank genome assembly. Lineage: Eukaryota; Viridiplantae; Streptophyta; Magnoliopsida; Solanales; Convolvulaceae.
GGGAAGAAACAUGGGGGGCCGGUUUUAGUUAUUAAUUAAAGGGCCCAUUAGUUGUUUCUUGUUUAGCAAGUUGUUAACCCUAGUUUAUAUCUUAUAAAUACCCAAUCAUGUAACUAUAAUCUGUGAGCACCUAAUAAAAGAUAAACCCUAGCUGCAACCCGUGGAGGUUACUGACCGAACCACGUUAAAUCUCGUGUUCUUAUUUUCUGCUAUUUGUGUGUGUGUGUUUGUUCGCUUCCGCUUGACCGCCUCUGAUCUCUGAUUCCUAACACAUAACCCUUUAUAUUUACAUAUCAUAUAUUGUCCUAUUUACUAAUGCUUCUUUUUAUUGUGGAAGGUUAAGCUUGUGAAAUGUAUCAUACAAAAUAUUGUUGUUGACAUUUCCUUCAAUCAAAUAGGUGGUCUUUGUACAUUGUGCUUUCUGGAACAGGUUGAUCAUCUCAUUGGAAAGGAUCAUCUUUUUAAGCGCAGUAUUAUAUUAAUCAAGGCAUGGUGCUAUUAUGAAAGUCGUAUACUUGGUGCUUUCCAUGGCUUGAUAUCUACGUAUGCUCUAGAGACUCUGGUUUUGUACAUCUUUCAUCUUUUCCACUCCAGAUUAGAUGGACCUUUAGCAGUUCUAUACAGAUUUCUGGACUACUUUAGCAAGUUUGAUUGGGAAAAGUGUUGUAUUAGCUUGAAUGGUCCAAUCCGCAUAUCAUCUUUGCCGGAAAUUGUUGCUGAGGCACUUGAAAAUGGUGGCAGUGAUUUACUUCUCAGCAAUGAUUUUCUUAUACAUUGUGCUGUCACGUUUUCAGUUCCCUCAAGAGAGGUUGGCACGAACUCUCAGACAUUUGUACUAAAGCAUCUUAACAUAGUUGAUCCUCUAAAAGAAACUAAUAAUCUUGGGCGCAGUGUCAGCAAAGGGAAUUUCUAUCGAAUACGAAGUGCUUUUGCAUAUGGUUUUAGGAAACUUGGGAGAAUACUUGUGCAGUCAGAUUGUAAAAAUAUUGCUGAUGAGCUUUGUAAGUUUUUUUCGAACACAUUGGAUCGGCAUGGGAAGGGUCAGAGGUCUGAUGUUCGAGAUCUUAAUCCACUAGCUGGCCACACUGGUUUCUGCUCUGCAUUUGCUCCUUCGGAUAUAAAUUCAUCACACCUUGAGAAUCUAAAUUAUAGACUCAAAUUCUGCGACCUCACAAGCACAAGUGGAGAUUGCCAAGUCUGCCCAUGCAACGUUGGGGAUAGGAACCAAGAGUGUACCACAGAUGCAUACCAAUCCAAGUUGGCUUCAGGCACUGAUUGGUGUGUAGAAGGAAAUGCAGUGGAUAAUCAACUUCUUGUAGAUGCGAUUGAACUUGCUAGCUCAAUACAUGAAGACCUAAAGUUUCCUAACCAUUUUCACAGUUUUUCUCAUUUGGGUACAGAUAGAUCUGUAGCUGAUAUGCCAUUUUACACACCUCAUGUCCACUUUACUGGCUCCAUGUGCAACGGGGAGGUGAGAAGGGGGAACCCAGAAGGAAAGCAGGAUGGCAUUGACAGCAAAUAUUUCUUUGGGUUAAAACAAAAAAGCUCCAAAGAAAGAAAGUGCCUGGAGAAGAAUCAUCCAAUUUAUAAGCAUGAUGUUUUGAUUCCCUCUGCAUCAGGGGAUGUUUCUAUGGCCUCCCAAAUACUUGCUUCCUCCAACUGCUCACACCACAUAAAACACGACUGGCCUUCAGCUAUUUGUGCUAGAAGUAUGCAAUAUUUUCAUUCUUUGUUGGAUCUUGGUGGUGACUUCAACUAUUACUUCAGUUGUCUGCAAUAUGGCAGAUGGUGUUGUGAAUACUCUUCCAACAUGUUGACUUUCACUGCACCUAAUUCACCACCAUCUUCACUGUAUGUUACAUACUCAUUGGAUGCAGUUCAGCAGCCAAUACAGGUCAAAGCGAAUGAUUUUCUCUAUGGGAGUGCUAAUGGUAUUUUUCCUAGUCAAGCAUUCUAUCCAGCAAAACCUCUGUCAGUACCCAGUCUUUCAUUUGGCUUAGAAGAGAUUCUGAAACCACGGGGAACUGGAACAUACUUUCCAAACAUGAAUCAAUCCGCAAAAAGUUAUAGGUCUUCCUCAACUUGGAAGGGAAGGAGUCAAGCUCUGACGAGGUCUCCUCGAACGACAAAUGGAAAGAAUGCACCGCCAUUUACCGAGUCAUAUGCACAUCACAGAAACAGCCAUGAACUGCUACAAGAAUCACUAGAUGCGGUUGAUUCAACUGUUAUCAACCUAUCGUCUUCAUCUCAUGGAAGGGGGGAGCAUCCCAGUGCUGGUAAGAAUUACCUAGUAUCUCACUCUGAGGACUGAGGGUGCUGCUCCUACUGGUAUUGGGUCAGUUGAAGAUGUUCCUCCACCAAGGGCUUCCAUGUCAGACCAAAGCCGACAAAGGAGGCAUUCCCAUACAUCAUCACCUGUACCACAUUCUGCUCUAGCUUCCCCUACUUUAAGGUCACACCAAUCCAUACCCCUUUUUAGUCGGGAUCAUGAUGAUAAUGUAUGACAUACUAAUAUCUUCAAUAUUUAUCAUUUUUUGUUGUUGUUGUUGUUGUCAGAGCCUAGCUCACCACUUCAAGAAGCUCCCAGGGCUUUACUUGGCACUAGGAGCUGAAUGGGAUGGUGGUUUGGUUUAGAUUGAAGGGCUCCUGUUGGGUGGGCCUACCGGGAACACUUCAAUCUUGGACCUUGUUACUAGGGUCGAUAGGUCUUUAGUGGCUAAGUAAGAAACAUGAGCCCGUGCAUUGCUCAGUGGCUCCUACAUUGUUUUUAUUUUGUAGUCAGAGGUUCGUGUCUGUAACAUUUAGUGACUACCUUUCUUUACCAGCUUCAAUGCAAUUGGUUUUAUGCAAGACUUGGCCAAUGAUGUUAAAAGAGUCUUUCCUGCAAAGGCAUUUGUUCGUUGUCAAUUGCAGAGAAACAAAAGUAUUUGGUUUCG